CCAAACGUGACGUUCCAUCCAGCGACCGCUUGAACGAUCCAUUCACUUUUAAUACCUUCUGGCCGCAGCAGGACAACCUCCACCAUCAAAUUAUCCCACUUUCUGAAACCCUAAAAACUCCGGGUCCCCUCUCUGCAGCUCCCACGGCCCCGCGUCGAGUAGAACAAGGUAAUCACCGACUUCUCCCAGUCGGCAAGAAGGCAAAUAAUCAUAAUUAGCCGUUUUGUUUCUUUGCAUCUUGACUUUCAACUUGUCAAGCCCAAUAUACAGCAACACCAAGCAACAUCUCCAGGUCCCACAUAGCGCGCACUAUGCCUAAGGCUCCGAGUCUGAGGUCACAAUCCUUUGGCGGUGGUGACUCCCAGAAACCUCUUAUUCCACCCUCGCUUUCAAUCACCUGCGCACCGUGUCGAGGCAAGAAGAUCAAGUGCGAUUCAACUAAGCCCACGUGCUUGAAUUGUGCGAAAAGCCCCGAUAGCUGCUAUUAUCCUCCCAAACAAAAACCUGGAUUGCGGCCGGGUACGGGUAUGGAGAUGAUCAAACGUGUUGAAUAUUUAGAGGACCGAAUGGAGGGUUAUGAGUCUCGACUAGCCGAGUACGAAGCCCGUCUUUCCCAAAUACCCAUUAACGGGCCAUCGUUCGCCUUCGACCAGAACCAUACCCCUCUCUCCGAUCCUUUACUCCAGUCCAAUCCGCAAGGAAUGUAUCCCCCCCCGCCCCCAAGCCAUCUCGGACAUAUGUCUUCAAAUUCCCUCUCAGGCGGUAUCGGUAUCUCCACCCAACAACUUUCCACUUCUGUACCGAGCGUCAUAUCGAACCCCAAUCCAUUCCCUACCGACCCUUCUCCUUCUACAACCGGCGGGCAGUUCGACCGCCCUUCAUUCAACGUUUCCACAUCCCCAAACGUCAACAUGUCCUCUCCAGCGUCUUUCAUGGACCCCCAUGUCCUGCCUUCAGACGAUAUAGUCCGCGAUCUCAUCGGUCUCUUCUUCACCCACAUCCACCCUUGGGCGCCUAUAUUAUCCCCUUCCCCACCCGACUUCCACCCGCCCUGGAAUAUAGUGCAUCAUGCCAUUGUCGUUGUCUCUUUGAGGCUUUCAAGGGACCCAAGAAUAGCCACGAGUAAACAGUUAAUCAAGCAAAAGGCGAAACAGCACGUUCUUGCGCAUGCUAUCGAAUCAACAUCCAUCUCAUCCCUCCAAGCCCUCGCCCUUCUAGCUCUAGAUCUAAUAGGUUCCGAUCAAGGCCCAAGCAGCUGGGGGAUUCUCGCCCUUCUAACUCGGUCGGCGGUACAUCUAGGAUUAUCGACAGAGGAGGACCCGAACCCUUGGCUAGGACGGACGCCGAUGCCGAGCUUGAGUCGGACAAGUAUCAUCCCUCCCCCGUCGACAUGGCAUGAGGAUGAGUCUAGAAGAAGGUUGUUUUGGUUAAUUUUUGCCCUGGAUAGAUACGUCUGUGUUUCGACAGGGUGGGAUUUUGCGCUGCCGGAUUUUGAUAUCAAGAGGAGAUUACCGUGCUCAGACUCUAUCUGGGCACAGUCAGAAUGGUAUCAGACACCCCUAUUCCGCUCCGUACUUCACCAAGAACCGAUAGAUCUGAAACUCGAAGAUGUCAGCCCCAUGGCCUAUCUCGUCGAAGCGCUCGACUUGUUAGGAAGGGCACAUACUCUCCAAGGGGAGAAGAUCGCUCUCGGUGAUGCCAGAGGGUUGGAGAGCAGGAAGGAUAUGACCUUGACUCUUACGACAACUGCUACGAGAUGGUUCUCCAUGAGACCCAUUAAUAGGAUACAUCAACCUGGGAUGAGAUUCAUGAUCCAUGCGAUCUAUUAUUCGACGUUACUCAAAUUAAACGCUUCAUACGCGUACCCCGCUCUAUCCAACGGCGAACCACAAGAACCUUAUGUCUCAACAUGCCUCUCUUCCGCUCGCUCCAUGGCUAAGCUCGCAAACACUGCUCGAUCAAUAGGCUGGGUGACAGCGUCGACACCGCUGUUCAUAUGGGGAUGUUGGGUUGCUGCGAGGGUACUGUUUGUUCACGCAUUUUUGAACCAUCAUACUCAACCGGAUGAGGAUUUUGAAGAGAUCAUAGCAUCAUUGAAAGAGCAAUCCCAGUAUUGGGACCUUGCCACACAAUAUGUCAAACUCCUCGAACGAGCCAAACGCAAAUGGCUCAAUACCCUCUCCACCAAUUCAUCCUCUUCCCUUCCGGACGCUAUACAUGUCCUUCUUGACUUGCGUCGCACGGCCUACUCGGCGGUUAACACCAACGCGCAAGAAACACCGCAUGUUUCCCCUCCAGAACCAGAUUUGAGCCAGGUACCUGCUUGGGCGGUGCAGCCUGGUUUGGAGGACUUGUAUAGCUGGUUUGAUUUACCAGCGGGUUUGUUCCAGGGCGAGGCGACGAUAUGAUGUGUAUGUUGGUUGCAGAUGUAGUGUAUUUCUAUUUCUUCAAUCUUGUUGGAUCUUGUUGGUUAAUUUUUGAAGGGCUUUGGGUAACGCAGUUAUGAAUGGUUGAGAACAAUCAUGGUUGUAGCUGAGGCAAACUACGAUAUGUACUUGACAUGAGGGGUGAAUGACUCGUCUGUUUACCACAGCAUUUAUUUCCAAAUGAUUGCGAUCAAGUGUUAGAAGGAAAAGGAAAGGCGUAACAGGAAAGGGAAAGACGUAAGUAUUUUUAGAAAGGGAUACAGCUUGGCCCGUGGAAUAGGUUGCUACACCAAUAGUACUGGCCCACAAAAGUACAUACAAGCAGCAUCAUCGAUACAUCCAUUGUCAUGUAAGAAAAUGACAUGCACAGUGCGUAGUGCCGUCGCAUUAAUAAGCGGUCAGAAGACUUGCUAGUAGAAAGAGUAAAAUCACGAGAAACAAAUUCGCA
Messenger RNA from Cryptococcus deneoformans JEC21, 2874 nucleotides. RefSeq lists its product as hypothetical. Lineage: Eukaryota; Fungi; Basidiomycota; Tremellomycetes; Tremellales; Cryptococcaceae. Gene Ontology annotation, cellular component: nucleus. The record is from RefSeq and is a predicted model, not a curated record. The transcript is spliced from 7 exons. Gene Ontology annotation, biological process: regulation of DNA-templated transcription; DNA-templated transcription. Gene Ontology annotation, molecular function: zinc ion binding; DNA binding; DNA-binding transcription factor activity, RNA polymerase II-specific. Bases 312 to 2408 code for a protein of 698 amino acids.